Molecule: messenger RNA, 2578 nt
Organism: Morus notabilis
Lineage: Eukaryota; Viridiplantae; Streptophyta; Magnoliopsida; Rosales; Moraceae
Product: subtilisin-like protease SBT3.9
Exons: 11
Coding region: 1-2346 (781 amino acids)
Biological process (GO): proteolysis
Molecular function (GO): serine-type endopeptidase activity
Source: RefSeq, a predicted model, not a curated record
AUGGCUCCUCCCUGGAAUAUGUUUGGCAUCAUUUGUUUUGGUCUGUCUUUGCAACAAUACUUUUUGAUCUUUGUUGCCCUUGCUUCUAGCAAUGUUCAUAUCGUGUACAUGGGGGAAAGAAAACAUGGUAAGCCAGAGCUUGUUUCUAAGUCACACCAUCAGAUUCUCUCUCAUAUACUUGGAAGUAAAGAAGCUGCAAAGGAAUCAAUUCUCUAUAGCUACAAGCAUGGAUUUUCGGGUUUCGCUGCGGUCCUAACUCCGUCUCAAGCUGAGCUUAUUGCAGAUUUCCCUGGAGUUGUAAUUGUGGUUCCAAAUAGAAUUCUCAGUCUCCACACGACUAGGAGUUGGGAUUUUCUGCAUGUGAACCCUUAUAUUCGGAACGGAAUUCUGACGAAGAGCCGAGCAGGCAGUGGUGCUAUUAUUGGCGUCAUGGACACUGGAAUUUGGCCCGAGUCCAAGAGCUUCAAAGAUGACGCCUAUAUGGCAAAGGCGCCAUGUCGCUGGAAAGGGAUAUGUCAACAAGGACUGGAAUUCAAUCUUUCACACUGUAACAAGAAAAUAAUUGGUGCUCGUUGGUAUGUCAAAGGAUAUGAAGCCGAGUUUGGCAUGUUAAAUGCAAGUGAUGGGAUUGAGUUUCUGUCUCCGCGGGAUGCUGCUGGACACGGUACUCAUACAUCGUCUACUGCAGCUGGUUUUCCAGUAGAAAAUGCUAGUUUUAUGGGACUAGCUAGGGGCAGGGUAAGGGGUGGAGCGCCAUCUGCUUGGCUUGCGGUCUACAAAGUUUGUUGGGCAACUGGUGGCUGCAGCUCAGCUGACCUACUCGCAGCAUUUGAUGAUGCAAUCCAUGAUGGUGUGGAUGUGCUCUCGGUAUCUCUUGGCUCUUCACCUCCUCUUCCAUCUUAUAUCGACGAUGUUUUGGCCAUUGGUUCAUUCCAUGCUGUAGCCAAAGGGAUCUCUGUAGUGUGUUCAGGUGGAAAUUCUGGUCCUUAUACCCAAACUGUCAUAAACACUGCUCCGUGGAUUUUAACUGUCGCUGCAAGCACCAUUGAUAGAGGUUUUCCAACUACGAUUACCUUGGGAAAUAAUCAAACUCUUGUGGGUCAGGGUCUCUAUACAAGUAAGGAUUUGGACAAGUUUUAUUCCCUUGUUUAUGGAGAAGACAUUGCAUCUAUUGAUGCAGAUAUAACCACUGCUGGAAGCUGUGAUUCUGGGACUCUGAAUAACACUUUAGCAAGAGGGAAGGUGGUUCUUUGUUUCCAAUCUCGAUACCAGAGAUCGGCUAUAGUUGCGACAAGAACAGUCCUGAGUGCUUCAGGUGUUGGUGUCAUUUUCGCGCAGUCUCCUAGGAAGGAUGUUUCUCAGUCCUGGAAUUUUCCUCUUGUCCGAGUUGACUUUACAAUUGGGACAUCUAUAAUAACAUACAUGGAGACAACAAGAAAUCCUGUCGUCAAGUUCAAUCCAACAAGAACAACCGUGGGACAACAGAUAUCUCCUGAAGUAGCAUUCUUCUCUGCUAGAGGACCCAGUUCAAUUUCCCCUUCUGUUUUGAAGCCUGACAUUGCUGCUCCUGGGGUUAAUAUCUUAGCCUCCUGGUCUCCUGUUGCUUCACCAUUGCAACAAGAUCCCUCUGACAAUCGACAGCUUUCGAUUCAGUUCAAAUUCGAAUCGGGAACUUCCAUGGCCUGCCCUCAUAUUACUGGAAUUGUGGCUCUUCUUAAAAGCAUCCACCCAAACUGGAGCCCUGCUGCAAUUAAGUCUGCACUUGUCACAACAGCAUCUUUGGAAGAUGAAUAUGGCCAAAGUAUAGUAGCUGAGGGAGCUCCUUACAAGCAAGGUGAUCCAUUUGACUAUGGAGGUGGUCAUGUUGAUCCAAACAAAGCCAUAUCUCCUGGUCUUAUAUAUGACUUGGGGACCUCAGAUUAUAUCCGUUUCCUUUGCUCAAUGGGCUACAACAACACUGCCAUAAGCUAUUUGGCUAAUUCAUCAAUCAAAUGCAGCACCAAAUCAACCGAGUUCCUUUUGGACCUUAAUCUGCCUUCCAUCACCAUUCCUGAGCUCAUGCGUAGCUUGACCGUUACAAGAACGGUUACGAAUGUGGGCCCGGUAAAUUCGGUCUACAUAGCUCGUGUUGAAGCUCCCGCCGGUGUGACCGCGAGUGUUAAGCCAUCGGUUUUGGUGUUCAAUUCCACAGUGAAGAAGCUCAAGUUCAAGGUCUCUUUUUGUGCUCGGAUAAGGACUCAAGGGAGAUACUCCUUUGGGAACUUGUUCUGGGGAGAUGGUGUUCAUGUUGUGAGAAUACCUUUGGUGGUUCGAACCGUCAUUAAUGAUUUUUACUCAGAGACAUGAUGGAAUUCUCAUAUAAAAUACGUCUGAAUAACCUCUUGUCACUUUUGAUGGAAAAUCAAGAGGGAGUACGCUAGAUAAGAGUUCUCAUUUGUGAUGAAAUCAUAGUUUCAUUUGGUCAUUUUCAGGAUGUUGUUAAUGUUGUGCCAAAUGCCAAUUGAAGUGUAGAUGAGAUGAAAGAACUACGCAAAAUAAAGCAAUUUACAAAGCUCAACUUAGGGAUGGUAAUUGGGGA